Molecule: messenger RNA, 2176 nt
Organism: Malania oleifera
Lineage: Eukaryota; Viridiplantae; Streptophyta; Magnoliopsida; Santalales; Ximeniaceae
Product: 3-phosphoinositide-dependent protein kinase 2
Exons: 11
Coding region: 438-1928 (496 amino acids)
Biological process (GO): intracellular signal transduction; peptidyl-serine phosphorylation
Molecular function (GO): ATP binding; protein serine/threonine kinase activity
Source: RefSeq, a predicted model, not a curated record
GAAUGGAUCUGCUCAAACUCUCACAGCCAAAUUUCUCUCUCCUCUUUUCUCUCUCAUCGCACCAAUCAUAGGUUCUUGGGUUAGGGAGAGAAAAAAAAACUGUUCGUUAGGAAGAGUGUGUUUUAAAGAGGAGGGAAUGACCUCCAUCAUCAUUCAAUCCCAUGUGCUUGUGCUUCUUCUUCAAUCCCCAAAUCUGUUUCAUUGAUCCAUUCUUCUUCUUCGUAUUCGUCUUCUACUUUCUAGGGUUUUGAAACGGACGCAGGCAAAAAAGCUGAGGCCUCGCACCUAUUCGCUGAACGAAUCAUUUGCUUUUCCUUCAAAAGCCGUGACGAGGCUUGCUUGCCAUUGUUUCAAAAAUUUCUAGACAGAGAAAGUGUUUUGGAGAGAGAUAAAGUCGCAUUUGUGCCGAAUUCCGAAGAGGGAAAGCUCCAAGAGCGAUGUUGGCACUGGUUGGGGGAGAAGGAGCUACGAUGGAGCAGGAUUUUGAUGCUAAUCUUAGGGUCCAGAGCAGCGUCUCCUCUAAUGGCGGUGGAAACGUGCAGAGAUCUAGGAGCUUUGCGUUUAGGGCGCCGCAGGAGAAUUUCAUCAUUCAGGACUUUGAAUUGGGCAAGAUCUACGGUGUUGGUUCAUAUUCGAAGGUUGUGAGGGCAAAGAAGAAGGACACAGGGAUUGUGUAUGCCUUGAAAAUCAUGGACAAAAAAUUCAUUACCAAAGAAAAUAAAACAGCUUAUGUGAAGCUGGAAAGAAUUGUACUCGAUCAGUUGGAUCAUCCUGGCAUCGUACGGCUAUUUUUCACUUUCCAAGACACUUUUUCUCUGUACAUGGCCCUUGAAUCAUGUGAAGGUGGAGAACUUUUUGAUCAAAUAACCAGGAAAGGCCGUUUGUCAGAGGAUGAAGCUCGCUUCUAUGCAGCAGAAGUUGUAGAUGCUCUUGAGUACAUUCAUAGUUUGGGAUUGAUACAUAGAGACAUUAAGCCAGAGAACUUGCUACUUACUGCAGAUGGGCAUAUUAAAAUAGCUGAUUUCGGUAGUGUGAAGCCUAUGCAGGAUAGCCGAAUCACGGUCCUUCCAAAUGCUGCAUCAGAUGAUAAGGCUUGCACAUUUGUGGGAACAGCUGCAUAUGUCCCUCCCGAAGUACUUAAUUCUUCCCCUGCAACUUUUGGAAAUGAUCUCUGGGCACUCGGAUGCACCUUGUACCAGAUGCUUUCAGGAACUUCUCCCUUCAAAGAUGCAAGUGAAUGGCUUAUCUUCCAAAGAAUUAUAGCUAGAGAUAUUAGAUUUCCAAAUUAUUUUUCAGAAGAAGCUAGAGAUCUCAUUGACCAUUUAUUGGAUAUAGAACCCAGCAGAAGACCAGGUGCUGGACCUGGUGGCUAUGCUUCACUCAAGAAUCACCCUUUCUUUAAAGGGAUCAACUGGAAGAAUUUAAGAGGGCGAACCCCACCAAAACUUGCUUUGGAGCCAACGUCAGGUGAUGCUGAUGAUGUUCAAGAUUCUUCAUGGAACCCUACACACAUUGGAGAUGGCUUACCACGACAAGGUGAUGGGAAUGUCGGUGCAUCAACUUCUGAAGGACCUGCUCAUAUAACUAGGCUCGCUUCAAUUGACUCCUUUGAUUCCAAAUGGCAACAGUUUCUGGAUCCGGGGGAAUCUGUUCUAAUGAUCUCAAUGGUGAAGAAGCUACAGAAACUGACGAGCAAAAAGGUGCAGCUAAUCCUUACAAACAAACCAAAAUUAAUUUAUGUGGACCCAUCAAAGCUGAUGGUAAAGGGGAACAUUAUCUGGUCAGACAACCAAAACGACCUCAGUGUCCAAGUAACAAGUCCUUCACAUUUCAAGAUUUGCACGCCAAAAAAGGUCAUGUCAUUUGAGGAUGCGAAACAAAGAGCAUGGCAGUGGAAAAAGGCGAUAGAGGGGCUUCAAAACCGGUGAAACUGUAUGUGGCCUAUCAACACAUUCUUUCAAUGUUAUGAUGAUGUAGAGGAACGCGGAGAUCCUUAAAUUACCGGAUGCUCCUGAGAUUUAUUAAUUUAUUGAAAAAGAUAGAUUAAGGCUGUACGAUGUGCACAAUGGGAAAUCCUAGUUUCGGGGCUUUUUCCCAUGGGGGCUUUGUUCAGUUUUUUUUUUCCUACUGUAUUAAAAAAUACCAGCCAUUAAUGAAAAUUUUCCUUUCUUGAAAA